CGUGUUUUCCGCCCGCAGCUGAGACCAGAGGCAGGCUCCACUGGUGGAGAGUGUGCAAAGAAUUGUGUCUGGCAGAAAACACUCAACCCCUUUAGGAGAAUAAUUCCUUCCAAAGCUCUCAUGAUGAGUCUCCAGUGGGCAACAGUGGCCACUUUUCUGUAUGCAGAAGUCCUCCUAGUUUUUCUCCUUUGCAUACCUUUCAUCUCUGCAACAAGAUAUUCCAAAAUCUGAAAAAAUUUCAAAUCCCAAACACUUCUGAUCUUGAGCAUUUCAGAUAAGGGAAUCUUAACCUUAUACAUUACUUUUUUCUAUUCUGUUAUAGAUGCCAUUCGUGAGAUCCGGAAAUAUGAUGAUGUGACUGAAAAAGUGAACCUGCAGAAUAAUCCUGGUGCUGUUGAGCAUUUUCACAUGAAGCUCUUCAGAGCGCAGCGAAACCUCUACAUUGCCGGCUUCUCAUUACUGAUGGCCUUCUUGCUGAGGCGCCUAAUCACCCUGAUCUCUCAACAUGCCACCGUCCUGGCCUCUAACGAAGCUUUCAAGAAACAGGCUGAAGGAGCCAGCGAUGCCGCCAAGAAAUACAUGGAGGAGAACGAUAAGCUGAAGAAGCAACUGAAGUUGGCGGGAGUGGAAGUAGCUGAUCUGGACACCAGAGGUGCCGGAGCGGAAGAAGAGAACAAAUCCCUGCAGGCUGAAGUAAAAAAGCUGAAGGAGGAAUUGGCCUCCACAAAGAAAGCUCUGGAGAAAGCUGACAACGAGGCCCUGGCUAUGCGCAAACAGGCCGAAGGACUGACCAAGGAGUACGACAGGCUGCUGGAUGAACACACCAAGCUCCAGGUGUCUCACGAUGGCCCAAAGGAUAAGAAGGAAGAAUGAUCCCCAUAUCAGCAGUUCUGGCCAGUCUCCAUACUACCUGCUGUUGCUGUACACUCAUCUUUUUAUUUUUAUUUUCUUUUUGGUGAGAGGUGGGAUCUAACUGAGCUCCCCCACCCCAAUCCUGGGCAUAAGUUUGGGUGGCAUAACCAUCCUAGCAUCAUUUUCUCCCACCCACCCUACUCUUCUACACAACACCCUUGAUUCUACAGCUUUUGAAUGGACUGCUCACCUUCUCUAUGCUCACUGUCCAAAAUUUUCUGGAUAAGAGACUAGCGAUCAGUUUACCAGAAUGGGACUUUGUUUGACUUCACAUCCCAGGGGAUUUUUCGCAAGGGGAUGAGAACAGCCUUCCUUGUUGUGGAGGCUGGAUUCCUAAGGUCAAAAAGCAUUUUGACAUGCUGUGGUGAGAGUUGAUUGGCUAUUUUGGCAUGCGCUCUUAAUGCUGCUGCCCCUCGUCUUUUGGCAGUGUCUGCUUUCCCCAAGUCUUUAAAGUGUUGUAUCCCAGGGCUAGAGUGAAUACAAGCAGGGCAUGUAUCAGUGUGCUUAUUAUAUGCUCUUGUUAGUAUUGCCUGGGUUUUGGGGGGGAAAGAUCUGUAUUCAUGCUCCUCUAAUUUUUUUAUGUAUGUAUAUUUACAGACAAGGUGACUGUAAAGCUACACAUUAAAUUUCUGGAACAAUG
Messenger RNA from Sceloporus undulatus (fence lizard), 1552 nucleotides. It is a transcript of the gene BCAP31, whose product is annotated as B cell receptor associated protein 31. The transcript is spliced from 8 exons. The record is from RefSeq and is a predicted model, not a curated record. Gene Ontology annotation, cellular component: endoplasmic reticulum membrane; endoplasmic reticulum. NCBI's taxonomy places the organism in Eukaryota, Metazoa, Chordata, Lepidosauria, Squamata, Phrynosomatidae. Gene Ontology annotation, biological process: intracellular protein transport; endoplasmic reticulum to Golgi vesicle-mediated transport.